AUGGCGACCGUCACCCAUAUCAUCUACUCCCACUACGACCCAAACGACAGAGAACGUUUGGAGGCGGAAACGGGUCAGAUUGAUCCUCAGGAUGAAAUUGACGCUGACGAAGAAUGGCGGAUUCAAACCACCAUCUCUGGACAGCGGCGAACACGACUGCCGCCUCGAUUCGUACCUGCGACGACCACUUAUGACCCCUGGAGUAGUACUCCUACUACUGCGGCAACCGGUACCAAAAUCGAGGACAAUGCUAGGGGUGACAGCCUCUCACAAUGGUACCGAUCUAUCAGCAAGACUCAUGCCAAUGUGGCUACAACGUCUCACCAGCCCAAGCAACUGCCUAAUCGACCCCCGAAUCUAGAAAACUCCACGCAGCACCCGAAAUCGUACCGGGGACGUGACUGGUUUAUCCAGAAUGCACUUUCUUCUCGGCCAGACUCGCCUGUAGCCUCUGCCCCACCGCCCACCCUUCACGAGAUGUUAAUCCGGCACCCCCCACCACUUCCCUCGGAACCAAAGUUUAAGCAGCCCGUGUGGUUAGCACUUGGUCCCACAAAUAAAGGUUUUGCCAUGCUUCAGCAGAAGGGUUGGCACGAGGGCGAACCUUUGGGACCAAGUAUACCCCGAGACCGCAAAGCAGCGGAUCCACAAGACAGCGAGCUAUUCGACGAGGCAUCAGGGAAGGGUGUACCAACGGAGCGUAUACAACGGUCGGUGGCCGUGAAGCUCGAGCAAACCGAUAACGACAACUUCGUAGAAGUCAUAGAUCUCACUGUCUCCGAAGACGAAGACUCGGGGAGCAUGGUUGAGGCCGAUGAUGGCGAAGAUUCAACGCCAACAGCAAUGCCCCCUGCUGACGAGGACUUGCUGGGUGGACGCACAGCAUUGAUAACACCUAUAGCUACCACUCUGAAGGCCGAUCGCCUGGGCAUCGGAUUGAAGGCAAAAACCGAGGGGCCAUACCAUGUGUCAAAGAAGCGGAUAACCCACAACAAGGCGGCUUUAGCCGCCCAUAUACAGGCCGCUGAACGUCUUCGAAAGCAGAAGCAGGAGAUAGGACGGGGCUACCGUAGCUUCGCAAGAGCGAGUAAGAGAGAGUCGACAGCGAGACAGCAGAUGAUAGCUUAUAUGAACUCCUGA
Messenger RNA from Pleurotus ostreatus (oyster mushroom), 1140 nucleotides. RefSeq lists its product as uncharacterized. The transcript has a single exon. The coding region runs from base 1 to 1140 and encodes 379 amino acids. The record is from RefSeq and is a predicted model, not a curated record. Gene Ontology annotation, molecular function: nucleic acid binding. Lineage: Eukaryota; Fungi; Basidiomycota; Agaricomycetes; Agaricales; Pleurotaceae.